Molecule: messenger RNA, 1626 nt
Organism: Thelazia callipaeda (thelaziosis nematode)
Lineage: Eukaryota; Metazoa; Nematoda; Chromadorea; Rhabditida; Thelaziidae
Source: the annotation of a GenBank genome assembly
AUGCAAAAAGGUACAAUGGUCGCAUCGAUCAAAACAUUUAAAUUUUAUAGAUCUGAACCGGGGAGAAAUUGUAGUGGCUUGUGCAUUUUUUUACCGUUAAUUUGCAGAGUUACUUGUGAGAUGGAAGAUGGCACUAAGGAAAUUCAAAAUUUAGUGAUGGUCGAACGACUUCACCACAAGAAAGGCUGCAGAAAUAAAGGAUUUAUUUCUGUUACUUAUUUGCAACCAUUAAGCUCGUCCGGAAUGCCCAAAACAAAAGUUGGUCGAAAGAUUCAAUCAGCUUUUGAUAUUCCACGUGAAAUUCUACAAUGCAAAUGGUUUGCUGGACGUAUAAAUCCAGUAGAAGCAGGAAUCUGGUUAAGAAAUGAUCUUCAAUCAUCUUUCGGAAGUUAUAUCGUUUGUCAACCCUCCGAGAUUAUUCCUCAUAAUUCAGGAUGGCCCGAAUUUAUUUUAGUUGUAAAAUGCCUUACUGGGUCAGAAGAUGAGUUUUAUCGAGAAUGGGAAGAAGAUCAGAAACAUAACGUAAAGUAUUCGUUUUCAAUGGCAUACCCUACGAGCAUGGGAUCUUUCUAUUUGUUCGAUUUUAAAGAAGAAACUUUUUAUACUAUCUAUCAGUUAUUAAAUUAUUAUACAGAGCAAAAGUUAACAGUAGAUUUGAAUGUGCCACUGGCUUUAAGAUAUCCAGUAGAGUUUCAAGAAAAUCCAGUUCUUGGCCCUAAACCGCUUAGUUUUCCACACCAAUCAAAAGCUUAUAAAACACCUAAACAAAGUACUGGACUAAUUAUAGUGCCAGAUGAUAAGGAUUUAAAAUACGACAUUAGUGUUACAAGUGAAAUCUUAACAAAACGUUCAGCUUUUGCUGGAAAAACUUCUCGAGCCGUAUUAAGUGCAAAUGGUCACUAUUGCGAGGCUGCGUUUAAACAGCUCAAAAGUUCAUACUUAAAGGAAGAACUUUUUGAAAAAUGCCUGAAUGCUUUGUAUAUCCAUCGAAGACUCAGCAAUAUGAAUCUUGCAUGCGAUGAACAAAGAAAUGACUACUUCAUUCAAGGUGAAGAAUACUUGUGCAAAAUUGCUGGUUACAAUAUUCAUGACAAAGUCUAUGGUCCUUGGGUGGCGUAUGAAUUCAUUUGCGGGCAUCCGCUAGAUAUGGCGUUGAUAAUGCGCAUCGAAGAUGGCUUACCACCUUUAACAAUUCGCGCAAACCUUGAGAUUAUGUAUCAAAUAUCGGCAGGCAUGAGAUAUUUAGAAGAUAAUGAUUUAUGUCACCGAAAUCUUCGAGCAGCCAAUGUUCUCGUUUAUGUACAACAUCAAAAUUCUAUGGCUAUUAAACUUACCGAUUACAUGCUACCUCUUUCAUCAAGGGAAAUUGAUCUAAGUUUGCUGCAUUGGAGAUGGAUGGAUCCAGAAGCACUGGAAUAUCAAAAUUUUGAUAUCAAAACUGAUAUUUGGUCAUUUGGUUGUGUAAUGUUUGAAAUUUUAAAUCCUGGAAAAUUACCGUAUUCACUUGAGACUGUAUCAAUUGAAAAUCCAGAAAAGUAUUUUUUGUCUAAAUAUAAUUUGAUUUUUUAUUUUUCGUAUUGUCUACUUCAAAAACUCCAAGCACACGAAUUUAUGCAUCUUAAUUGA